CAGUCCUUUGACAAUGUUGAUGUCCCAGCUUCGGCACUGAAGGAUAUGGGAGUCUUGAUUUUUGGAAUAGGAUCAAGGGAUUCUGAUAGCAAUGAACUUCAAAGAAUUUCAUUUGAUCCCAGUUUUGCUCUGACUGUGUCAGAUUUCACCGAACUACCAAACGUGGAAGAGCAACUUCUGACUUCUGUAGAUGCUGUGACAGUUCCAGUGAUGAAACCCUCACCACCAUCUCUUGUUGAUUAUGAGCUUCCCAGAAAAGAUGUUGUCUUUCUGCUGGAGGGUUCAGAUGGGUCUAGGACUGGAUUCCCUGCCAUGCUUGACUUUGUGCAAAGACUAGUGGAAAAUUUUAAUUUUGAGGAAAGCAUGGACCGUGUUUCAGUGGUGCAGUACAGUACCAAUACUGAGGUGCAUUUCUAUCUGAAUACCUAUUCAACAAAAGAUGAAAUCCUCAAUGCCAUCAGCACUGUAAAGCACAAAGGCGGGAGACAUGUCAACACAGGGUCAGCUCUCCAAUACGUGAGAGAAAAUGUCUUCACUGCCUCUGCUGGCAGUAGACAUCAACAGGGUGUGCCAAAUAUUCUCAUUCUACUCAGGGGAUCAAGGUCAACAGAUAAUGUUGAUCAACCGGCCUUUGCCCUGAAAGAGAGUGGAGUCUUAAUUUUUGGCGUUGGCCCUAGGAAUUUGAGCAGUGAAAUUCAGAGAAUUGCAAAUGGGCCGUCCUAUGUUCAGACUGUUUCUGAGCUCUCUGACCUAGCCAGUGUCCAGCAGGAAUUUUACACCACUCUCAGCAGUGCACUUCUAGACGUAACAAAAGUGACACCUGCUGUGAUAGUCGAUCAAGGAUUUGAACGGAGAGAUGUCGUAUUCCUCCUGGACGGUUCAGAUGGCACUAAGAAUUCUUUCCCAGCAAUGCGUGAUUUUGUUCAAAACAUUGUGGAGAGAUUAAAAGUGUCAGAGGACAGAGACCAUGUCUCUGUAGUCCAAUUCAGCAGAGCUCCAGAGGUAUAUUUCUAUCUAAACUCAUACACAACAAAGGAGAGCAUUCUAAACACCGUUAGAGAUCUGAGGCACAAAGGAGGGAGACCUCUCAACACAGGAAUGGCUCUACAGUAUGUAAGGGACAGCGUUUUUAGCACCUCUUCGGGAAGCAGACGAUUGCAGGGUGUUCCUCAGGUAUUGAUUUUGUUAAGUGGGGGCCAGUCCUUUGAUAAUGUUGACGCGCCAGCCUCUUCCUUGAAAGAGCUUGGAGUCUCGAUCUUUUCUGUGGGAGCAGGAGGCUCAGAUAGCAAUGAAUUGCAGAAGAUCUCAAAUGACCCUAGUUCCACCGUCUAUGUGGCAGACUUCACUUACCUGCCCAAUGUACAAGAGCAGCUUGUCUCCAUGAUUAACACUGCACCUAUGGGAACAACAAGUAUCUCUCCAACAAAAAUAGUAUCCCUAGCUGAGGCUCAUGUACAAAGGAGAGAUGUUGUUUUCUUGCUGGAUGGGUCAGAUGGCAAUAGAAAUGGGUUCCCGGCAAUGAUAGACUUUGUUCAACGAGUGGUGGAGAGGUUGAAUGUCGCAAAGAACAAAGACCAUGUUUCUUUAGUCCAGUUCAGCAGAGACGCUGAUGUCCAUUUCUAUCUUAACACAUACACAACAAAGGAGGACAUUCUUGGCACAGUCAGAGCUUUGAAGUACAAAGGAGGAAGGGCCCGAAACAUAGGGGCAGCACUACAGUAUGUCAGAAACAACAUAUUUACUGCCUCCUCGGGUAGCAGACAACUGGAGGGAGUACCACAGAUGCUGAUUCUGUUGAGUGCCGGAAGGUCAUUUGACAAUGUUGAUGUCCCAGCUUCGGCACUGAAGGAUAUGGGAGUCUUGAUUUUUGGAAUAGGAUCAAGGGAUUCUGAUAGCAAUGAACUUCAAAGAAUUUCAUUUGAUCCCAGUUUUGCUCUGACUGUGUCAGAUUUCACCGAACUACCAAACGUGGAAGAGCAACUUCUGACUUCUGUAGAUGCUGUGACAGUUCCAGUGAUGAAACCCUCACCACCAUCUCUUGUUGAUUAUGAGCUUCCCAGAAAAGAUGUUGUCUUUCUGCUGGAGGGUUCAGAUGGGUCUAGGACUGGAUUCCCUGCCAUGCUUGACUUUGUGCAAAGACUAGUGGAAAAUUUUAAUUUUGAGGAAAGCAUGGACCGUGUUUCAGUGGUGCAGUACAGUACCAAUACUGAGGUGCAUUUCUAUCUGAAUACCUAUUCAACAAAAGAUGAAAUCCUCAAUGCCAUCAGCACUGUAAAGCACAAAGGCGGGAGACAUGUCAACACAGGGUCAGCUCUCCAAUACGUGAGAGAAAAUGUCUUCACUGCCUCUGCUGGCAGUAGACAUCAACAGGGUGUGCCAAAUAUUCUCAUUCUACUCAGGGGAUCAAGGUCAACAGAUAAUGUUGAUCAACCGGCCUCUGCCCUGAAAGAGAGUGGAGUCUUAAUUUUUGGCGUUGGCCCUAGGAAUUUGAGCAGUGAAAUUCAGAGAAUUGCAAAUGGGCCGUCCUAUGCUCAGACUGUUUCUGAGCUCUCUGACCUAGCCAGUGUCCAGCAGCAAUUUUACACCACUCUCAGCAGUGCACUUCUAGACGUAACAAAAGUGACACCUGCUGUGAUAGUCGAUCAAGGAUUUGAACGGAGAGAUGUCGUAUUCCUCCUGGACGGUUCAGAUGGCACUAAGAAUUCUUUCCCAGCAAUGCGUGAUUUUGUUCAAAACAUUGUGGAGAGAUUAAAAGUGUCAGAGGACAGAGACCAUGUCUCUGUAGUCCAAUUCAGCAGAGCUCCAGAGGUAUAUUUCUAUCUAAACUCAUACACAACAAAGGAGAGCAUUCUAAACACCGUUAGAGAUCUGAGGCACAAAGGAGGGAGACCUCUCAACACAGGAAUGGCUCUACAGUAUGUAAGGGACAGCGUUUUUAGCACCUCUUCGGGAAGCAGACGAUUGCAGGGUGUUCCUCAGGUAUUGAUUUUGUUAAGUGGGGGCCAGUCCUUUGAUAAUGUUGACGCGCCAGCCUCUUCCUUGAAAGAGCUUGGAGUCUCGAUCUUUUCUGUGGGAGCAGGAGGCUCAGAUAGCAAUGAAUUGCGGAAGAUCUCAAAUGACCCUAGUUCCACCCUCUAUGUGGCAGACUUCACUUACCUGCCCAAUGUACAAGAGCAGCUUGUCUCCAUGAUUAACACUGCACCUAUGGGAACAACAAGUAUCUCUCCAACAAAAAUAGUAUCCCUAGCUGAGGCUCAUGUACAAAGGAGAGAUGUUGUUUUCUUGCUGGAUGGGUCAGACGGCAAUAGAAAUGGGUUCCCGGCAAUGAUAGACUUUGUUCAACGAGUGGUGGAGAGGUUGAAUGUCGCAAAGAACAAAGACCAUGUUUCUUUAGUCCAGUUCAGCAGAGACGCUGAUGUCCAUUUCUAUCUUAACACAUACACAACAAAGGAGGACAUUCUUGGCACAGUCAGAGCUUUGAAGUACAAAGGAGGAAGGGCCCGAAACAUAGGGGCAGCACUACAGUAUGUCAGAAACAACAUAUUUACUGCCUCCUCGGGUAGCAGACAACUGGAGGGUGUACCACAGAUGCUGAUUCUGUUGAGUGCCGGAAGGUCAUUUGACAAUGUUGAUGUCCCAGCUUCGGCACUGAAGGAUAUGGGAGUCUUGAUUUUUGGAAUAGGAUCAAGGGAUUCUGAUAGCAAUGAACUUCAAAGAAUUUCAUUUGAUCCCAGUUUUGCUCUGACUGUGUCAGAUUUCACCGAACUACCAAACGUGGAAGAGCAACUUCUGACUUCUGUAGAUGCUGUGACAGUUCCAGUGAUGAAACCCUCACCACCAUCUCUUGUUGAUUAUGAGCUUCCCAGAAAAGAUGUUGUCUUUCUGCUGGAGGGUUCAGAUGGGUCUAGGACUGGAUUCCCUGCCAUGCUUGACUUUGUGCAAAGACUAGUGGAAAAUUUUAAUUUUGAGGAAAGCAUGGACCGUGUUUCAGUGGUGCAGUACAGUACCAAUACUGAGGUGCAUUUCUAUCUGAAUACCUAUUCAACAAAAGAUGAAAUCCUCAAUGCCAUCAGCACUGUAAAGCACAAAGGCGGGAGACAUGUCAACACAGGGUCAGCUCUCCAAUACGUGAGAGAAAAUGUCUUCACUGCCUCUGCUGGCAGUAGACAUCAACAGGGUGUGCCAAAUAUUCUCAUUCUACUCAGGGGAUCAAGGUCAACAGAUAAUGUUGAUAAACCGGGCUCUGCCCUGAAAAAGAGUGGAGUCUUAAUUUUUGGCGUUGGCCCUAGGAAUUUGAGCAGUGAAAUUCAGAGAAUUGCAAAUGGGCCGUCCUAUGCUCAGACUGUUUCUGAGCUCUCUGACCUAGCCAGUGUCCAGCAGCAAUUUUACACCACUCUCAGCAGUGCACUUCUAGACGUAACAAAAGUGACACCUGCUGUGAUAGUCGAUCAAGGAUUUGAACGGAGAGAUGUCGUAUUCCUCCUGGACGGUUCAGAUGGCACUAAGAAUUCUUUCCCAGCAAUGCGUGAUUUUGUUCAAAACAUUGUGGAGAGAUUAAAAGUGUCAGAGGACAGAGACCAUGUCUCUGUAGUCCAAUUCAGCAGAGCUCCAGAGGUAUAUUUCUAUCUAAACUCAUACACAACAAAGGAGAGCAUUCUAAACACCGUUAGAGAUCUGAGGCACAAAGGAGGGAGACCUCUCAACACAGGAAUGGCUCUACAGUAUGUAAGGGACAGCGUUUUUAGCACCUCUUCGGGAAGCAGACGAUUGCAGGGUGUUCCUCAGGUAUUGAUUUUGUUAAGUGGGGGCCAGUCCUUUGAUAAUGUUGACGCGCCAGCCUCUUCCUUGAAAGAGCUUGGAGUCUCGAUCUUUUCUGUGGGAGCAGGAGGCUCAGAUAGCAAUGAAUUGCGGAAGAUCUCAAAUGACCCUAGUUCCACCCUCUAUGUGGCAGACUUCACUUACCUGCCCAAUGUACAAGAGCAGCUUGUCUCCAUGAUUAACACUGCACCUAUGGGAACAACAAGUAUCUCUCCAACAAAAAUAGUAUCCCUAGCUGAGGCUCAUGUACAAAGGAGAGAUGUUGUUUUCUUGCUGGAUGGGUCAGACGGCAAUAGAAAUGGGUUCCCGGCAAUGAUAGACUUUGUUCAACGAGUGGUGGAGAGGUUGAAUGUCGCAAAGAACAAAGACCAUGUUUCUUUAGUCCAGUUCAGCAGAGACGCUGAUGUCCAUUUCUAUCUUAACACAUACACAACAAAGGAGGACAUUCUUGGCACAGUCAGAGCUUUGAAGUACAAAGGAGGAAGGGCCCGAAACAUAGGGGCAGCACUACAGUAUGUCAGAAACAACAUAUUUACUGCCUCCUCGGGUAGCAGACAACUGGAGGGUGUACCACAGAUGCUGAUUCUGUUGAGUGCCGGAAGGUCAUUUGACAAUGUUGAUGUCCCAGCUUCGGCACUGAAGGAUAUGGGAGUCUUGAUUUUUGGAAUAGGAUCAAGGGAUUCUGAUAGCAAUGAACUUCAAAGAAUUUCAUUUGAUCCCAGUUUUGCUCUGACUGUGUCAGAUUUCACCGAACUACCAAACGUGGAAGACCAACUUCUGACUUCUGUAGAUGCUGUGACAGUUCCAGUGAUGAAACCCUCACCACCAUCUCUUGUUGAUUAUGAGCUUCCCAGAAAAGAUGUUGUCUUUCUGCUGGAGGGUUCAGAUGGGUCUAGGACUGGAUUCCCUGCCAUGCUUGACUUUGUGCAAAGACUAGUGGAAAAUUUUAAUUUUGAGGAAAGCAUGGACCGUGUUUCAGUGGUGCAGUACAGUACCAAUACUGAGGUGCAUUUCUAUCUGAAUACCUAUUCAACAAAAGAUGAAAUCCUCAAUGCCAUCAGCACUGUAAAGCACAAAGGCGGGAGACAUGUCAACACAGGGUCAGCUCUCCAAUACGUGAGAGAAAAUGUCUUCACUGCCUCUGCUGGCAGUAGACAUCAACAGGGUGUGCCAAAUAUUCUCAUUCUACUCAGGGGAUCAAGGUCAACAGAUAAUGUUGAUCAACCAGCCUCUGCCCUGAAAGAGAGUGGAGUCUUAAUUUUUGGCGUUGGCCCUAGGAAUUUGAGCAGUGAAAUUCAGAGAAUUGCAAAUGGGCCGUCCUAUGCUCAGACUGUUUCUGAGCUCUCUGACCUAGCCAGUGUCCAGCAGCAAUUUUACACCACUCUCAGCAGUGCACUUCUAGACGUAACAAAAGUGACACCUGCUGUGAUAGUCGAUCAAGGAUUUGAACGGAGAGAUGUCGUAUUCCUCCUGGACGGUUCAGAUGGCACUAAGAAUUCUUUCCCAGCAAUGCGUGAUUUUGUUCAAAACAUUGUGGAGAGAUUAAAAGUGUCAGAGGACAGAGACCAUGUCUCUGUAGUCCAAUUCAGCAGAGCUCCAGAGGUAUAUUUCUAUCUAAACUCAUACACAACAAAGGAGAGCAUUCUAAACACCGUUAGAGAUCUGAGGCACAAAGGAGGGAGACCUCUCAACACAGGAAUGGCUCUACAGUAUGUAAGGGACAGCGUUUUUAGCACCUCUUCGGGAAGCAGACGAUUGCAGGGUGUUCCUCAGGUAUUGAUUUUGUUAAGUGGGGGCCAGUCCUUUGAUAAUGUUGACGCGCCAGCCUCUUCCUUGAAAGAGCUUGGAGUCUCGAUCUUUUCUGUGGGAGCAGGAGGCUCAGAUAGCAAUGAAUUGCGGAAGAUCUCAAAUGACCCUAGUUCCACCCUCUAUGUGGCAGACUUCACCUACCUGCCCAAUGUACAAGAGCAGCUUGUCUCCAUGAUUAACACUGCACCUAUGGGAACAACAAGUAUCUCUCCAACAAAAAUAGUAUCCCUAGCUGAGGCUCAUGUACAAAGGAGAGAUGUUGUUUUCUUGCUGGAUGGGUCAGACGGCAAUAGAAAUGGGUUCCCGGCAAUGAUAGACUUUGUUCAACGAGUGGUGGAGAGGUUGAAUGUCGCAAAGAACAAAGACCAUGUUUCUUUAGUCCAGUUCAGCAGAGACGCUGAUGUCCAUUUCUAUCUUAACACAUACACAACAAAGGAGGACAUUCUUGGCACAGUCAGAGCUUUGAAGUACAAAGGAGGAAGGGCCCGAAACAUAGGGGCAGCACUACAGUAUGUCAGAAACAACAUAUUUACUGCCUCCUCGGGUAGCAGACAACUGGAGGGUGUACCACAGAUGCUGAUUCUGUUGAGUGCCGGAAGGUCAUUUGACAAUGUUGAUGUCCCAGCUUCGGCACUGAAGGAUAUGGGAGUCUUGAUUUUUGGAAUAGGAUCAAGGGAUUCUGAUAGCAAUGAACUUCAAAGAAUUUCAUUUGAUCCCAGUUUUGCUCUGACUGUGUCAGAUUUCACCGAACUACCAAACGUGGAAGACCAACUUCUGACUUCUGUAGAUGCUGUGACAGUUCCAGUGAUGAAACCCUCACCACCAUCUCUUGUUGAUUAUGAGCUUCCCAGAAAAGAUGUUGUCUUUCUGCUGGAGGGUUCAGAUGGGUCUAGGACUGGAUUCCCUGCCAUGCUUGACUUUGUGCAAAGACUAGUGGAAAAUUUUAAUUUUGAGGAAAGCAUGGACCGUGUUUCAGUGGUGCAGUACAGUACCAAUACUGAGGUGCAUUUCUAUCUGAAUACCUAUUCAACAAAAGAUGAAAUCCUCAAUGCCAUCAGCACUGUAAAGCACAAAGGCGGGAGACAUGUCAACACAGGGUCAGCUCUCCAAUACGUGAGAGAAAAUGUCUUCACUGCCUCUGCUGGCAGUAGACAUCAACAGGGUGUGCCAAAUAUUCUCAUUCUACUCAGGGGAUCAAGGUCAACAGAUAAUGUUGAUCAACCAGCCUCUGCCCUGAAAGAGAGUGGAGUCUUAAUUUUUGGCGUUGGCCCUAGGAAUUUGAGCAGUGAAAUUCAGAGAAUUGCAAAUGGGCCGUCCUAUGCUCAGACUGUUUCUGAGCUCUCUGACCUAGCCAGUGUCCAGCAGCAAUUUUACACCACUCUCAGCAGUGCACUUCUAGACGUAACAAAAGUGACACCUGCUGUGAUAGUCGAUCAAGGAUUUGAACGGAGAGAUGUCGUAUUCCUCCUGGACGGUUCAGAUGGCACUAAGAAUUCUUUCCCAGCAAUGCGUGAUUUUGUUCAAAACAUUGUGGAGAGAUUAAAAGUGUCAGAGGACAGAGACCAUGUCUCUGUAGUCCAAUUCAGCAGAGCUCCAGAGGUAUAUUUCUAUCUAAACUCAUACACAACAAAGGAGAGCAUUCUAAACACCGUUAGAGAUCUGAGGCACAAAGGAGGGAGACCUCUCAACACAGGAAUGGCUCUACAGUAUGUAAGGGACAGCGUUUUUAGCACCUCUUCGGGAAGCAGACGAUUGCAGGGUGUUCCUCAGGUAUUGAUUUUGUUAAGUGGGGGCCAGUCCUUUGAUAAUGUUGACGCGCCAGCCUCUUCCUUGAAAGAGCUUGGAGUCUCGAUCUUUUCUGUGGGAGCAGGAGGCUCAGAUAGCAAUGAAUUGCGGAAGAUCUCAAAUGACCCUAGUUCCACCCUCUAUGUGGCAGACUUCACUUACCUGCCCAAUGUACAAGAGCAGCUUGUCUCCAUGAUUAACACUGCACCUAUGGGAACAACAAGUAUCUCUCCAACAAAAAUAGUAUCCCUAGCUGAGGCUCAUGUACAAAGGAGAGAUGUUGUUUUCUUGCUGGAUGGGUCAGACGGCAAUAGAAAUGGGUUCCCGGCAAUGAUAGACUUUGUUCAACGAGUGGUGGAGAGGUUGAAUGUCGCAAAGAACAAAGACCAUGUUUCUUUAGUCCAGUUCAGCAGAGACGCUGAUGUCCAUUUCUAUCUUAACACAUACACAACAAAGGAGGACAUUCUUGGCACAGUCAGAGCUUUGAAGUACAAAGGAGGAAGGGCCCGAAACAUAGGGGCAGCACUACAGUAUGUCAGAAACAACAUAUUUACUGCCUCCUCGGGUAGCAGACAACUGGAGGGUGUACCACAGAUGCUGAUUCUGUUGAGUGCCGGAAGGUCAUUUGACAAUGUUGAUGUCCCAGCUUCGGCACUGAAGGAUAUGGGAGUCUUGAUUUUUGGAAUAGGAUCAAGGGAUUCUGAUAGCAAUGAACUUCAAAGAAUUUCAUUUGAUCCCAGUUUUGCUCUGACUGUGUCAGAUUUCACCGAACUACCAAACGUGGAAGAGCAACUUCUGACUUCUGUAGAUGCUGUGACAGUUCCAGUGAUGAAACCCUCACCACCAUCUCUUGUUGAUUAUGAGCUUCCCAGAAAAGAUGUUGUCUUUCUGCUGGAGGGUUCAGAUGGGUCUAGGACUGGAUUCCCUGCCAUGCUUGACUUUGUGCAAAGACUAGUGGAAAAUUUUAAUUUUGAGGAAAGCAUGGACCGUGUUUCAGUGGUGCAGUACAGUACCAAUACUGAGGUGCAUUUCUAUCUGAAUACCUAUUCAACAAAAGAUGAAAUCCUCAAUGCCAUCAGCACUGUAAAGCACAAAGGCGGGAGACAUGUCAACACAGGGUCAGCUCUCCAAUACGUGAGAGAAAAUGUCUUCACUGCCUCUGCUGGCAGUAGACAUCAACAGGGUGUGCCAAAUAUUCUCAUUCUACUCAGGGGAUCAAGGUCAACAGAUAAUGUUGAUAAACCGGGCUCUGCCCUGAAAAAGAGUGGAGUCUUAAUUUUUGGCGUUGGCCCUAGGAAUUUGAGCAGUGAAAUUCAGAGAAUUGCAAAUGGGCCGUCCUAUGCUCAGACUGUUUCUGAGCUCUCUGACCUAGCCAGUGUCCAGCAGCAAUUUUACACCACUCUCAGCAGUGCACUUCUAGACGUAACAAAAGUGACACCUGCUGUGAUAGUCGAUCAAGGAUUUGAACGGAGAGAUGUCGUAUUCCUCCUGGACGGUUCAGAUGGCACUAAGAAUUCUUUCCCAGCAAUGCGUGAUUUUGUUCAAAACAUUGUGGAGAGAUUAAAAGUGUCAGAGGACAGAGACCAUGUCUCUGUAGUCCAAUUCAGCAGAGCUCCAGAGGUAUAUUUCUAUCUAAACUCAUACACAACAAAGGAGAGCAUUCUAAACACCGUUAGAGAUCUGAGGCACAAAGGAGGGAGACCUCUCAACACAGGAAUGGCUCUACAGUAUGUAAGGGACAGCGUUUUUAGCACCUCUUCGGGAAGCAGACGAUUGCAGGGUGUUCCUCAGGUAUUGAUUUUGUUAAGUGGGGGCCAGUCCUUUGAUAAUGUUGACGCGCCAGCCUCUUCCUUGAAAGAGCUUGGAGUCUCGAUCUUUUCUGUGGGAGCAGGAGGCUCAGAUAGCAAUGAAUUGCGGAAGAUCUCAAAUGACCCUAGUUCCACCCUCUAUGUGGCAGACUUCACUUACCUGCCCAAUGUACAAGAGCAGCUUGUCUCCAUGAUUAACACUGCACCUAUGGGAACAACAAGUAUCUCUCCAACAAAAAUAGUAUCCCUAGCUGAGGCUCAUGUACAAAGGAGAGAUGUUGUUUUCUUGCUGGAUGGGUCAGACGGCAAUAGAAAUGGGUUCCCGGCAAUGAUAGACUUUGUUCAACGAGUGGUGGAGAGGUUGAAUGUCGCAAAGAACAAAGACCAUGUUUCUUUAGUCCAGUUCAGCAGAGACGCUGAUGUCCAUUUCUAUCUUAACACAUACACAACAAAGGAGGACAUUCUUGGCACAGUCAGAGCUUUGAAGUACAAAGGAGGAAGGGCCCGAAACAUAGGGGCAGCACUACAGUAUGUCAGAAACAACAUAUUUACUGCCUCCUCGGGUAGCAGACAACUGGAGGGUGUACCACAGAUGCUGAUUCUGUUGAGUGCCGGAAGGUCAUUUGACAAUGUUGAUGUCCCAGCUUCGGCACUGAAGGAUAUGGGAGUCUUGAUUUUUGGAAUAGGAUCAAGGGAUUCUGAUAGCAAUGAACUUCAAAGAAUUUCAUUUGAUCCCAGUUUUGCUCUGACUGUGUCAGAUUUCACCGAACUACCAAACGUGGAAGAGCAACUUCUGACUUCUGUAGAUGCUGUGACAGUUCCAGUGAUGAAACCCUCACCACCAUCUCUUGUUGAUUAUGAGCUUCCCAGAAAAGAUGUUGUCUUUCUGCUGGAGGGUUCAGAUGGGUCUAGGACUGGAUUCCCUGCCAUGCUUGACUUUGUGCAAAGACUAGUGGAAAAUUUUAAUUUUGAGGAAAGCAUGGACCGUGUUUCAGUGGUGCAGUACAGUACCAAUACUGAGGUGCAUUUCUAUCUGAAUACCUAUUCAACUAAAGAUGAAAUCCUCAAUGCCAUCAGCACUGUAAAGCACAAAGGCGGGAGACAUGUCAACACAGGGUCAGCUCUCCAAUACGUGAGAGAAAAUGUCUUCACUGCCUCUGCUGGCAGUAGACAUCAACAGGGUGUGCCAAAUAUUCUCAUUCUACUCAGGGGAUCAAGGUCAACAGAUAAUGUUGAUCAACCAGCCUCUGCCCUGAAAGAGAGUGGAGUCUUAAUUUUUGGCGUUGGCCCUAGGAAUUUGAGCAGUGAAAUUCAGAGAAUUGCAAAUGGGCCGUCCUAUGCUCAGACUGUUUCUGAGCUCUCUGACCUAGCCAGUGUCCAGCAGCAAUUUUACACCACUCUCAGCAGUGCACUUCUAGACGUAACAAAAGUGACACCUGCUGUGAUAGUCGAUCAAGGAUUUGAACGGAGAGAUGUCGUAUUCCUCCUGGACGGUUCAGAUGGCACUAAGAAUUCUUUCCCAGCAAUGCGUGAUUUUGUUCAAAACAUUGUGGAGAGAUUAAAAGUGUCAGAGGACAGAGACCAUGUCUCUGUAGUCCAAUUCAGCAGAGCUCCAGAGGUAUAUUUCUAUCUAAACUCAUACACAACAAAGGAGAGCAUUCUAAACACCGUUAGAGAUCUGAGGCACAAAGGAGGGAGACCUCUCAACACAGGAAUGGCUCUACAGUAUGUAAGGGACAGCGUUUUUAGCACCUCUUCGGGAAGCAGACGAUUGCAGGGUGUUCCUCAGGUAUUGAUUUUGUUAAGUGGGGGCCAGUCCUUUGAUAAUGUUGACGCGCCAGCCUCUUCCUUGAAAGAGCUUGGAGUCUCGAUCUUUUCUGUGGGAGCAGGAGGCUCAGAUAGCAAUGAAUUGCGGAAGAUCUCAAAUGACCCUAGUUCCACCCUCUAUGUGGCAGACUUCACCUACCUGCCCAAUGUACAAGAGCAGCUUGUCUCCAUGAUUAACACUGCACCUAUGGGAACAACAAGUAUCUCUCCAACAAAAAUAGUAUCCCUAGCUGAGGCUCAUGUACAAAGGAGAGAUGUUGUUUUCUUGCUGGAUGGGUCAGACGGCAAUAGAAAUGGGUUCCCGGCAAUGAUAGACUUUGUUCAACGAGUGGUGGAGAGGUUGAAUGUCGCAAAGAACAAAGACCAUGUUUCUUUAGUCCAGUUCAGCAGAGACGCUGAUGUCCAUUUCUAUCUUAACACAUACACAACAAAGGAGGACAUUCUUGGCACAGUCAGAGCUUUGAAGUACAAAGGAGGAAGGGCCCGAAACAUAGGGGCAGCACUACAGUAUGUCAGAAACAACAUAUUUACUGCCUCCUCGGGUAGCAGACAACUGGAGGGUGUACCACAGAUGCUGAUUCUGUUGAGUGCCGGAAGGUCAUUUGACAAUGUUGAUGUCCCAGCUUCGGCACUGAAGGAUAUGGGAGUCUUGAUUUUUGGAAUAGGAUCAAGGGAUUCUGAUAGCAAUGAACUUCAAAGAAUUUCAUUUGAUCCCAGUUUUGCUCUGACUGUGUCAGAUUUCACCGAACUACCAAACGUGGAAGAGCAACUUCUGACUUCUGUAGAUGCUGUGACAGUUCCAGUGAUGAAACCCUCACCACCAUCUCUUGUUGAUUAUGAGCUUCCCAGAAAAGAUGUUGUCUUUCUGCUGGAGGGUUCAGAUGGGUCUAGGACUGGAUUCCCUGCCAUGCUUGACUUUGUGCAAAGACUAGUGGAAAAUUUUAAUUUUGAGGAAAGCAUGGACCGUGUUUCAGUGGUGCAGUACAGUACCAAUACUGAGGUGCAUUUCUAUCUGAAUACCUAUUCAACUAAAGAUGAAAUCCUCAAUGCCAUCAGCACUGUAAAGCACAAAGGCGGGAGACAUGUCAACACAGGGUCAGCUCUCCAAUACGUGAGAGAAAAUGUCUUCACUGCCUCUGCUGGCAGUAGACAUCAACAGGGUGUGCCAAAUAUUCUCAUUCUACUCAGGGGAUCAAGGUCAACAGAUAAUGUUGAUCAACCAGGCCUUGCCCUGAAAGAGAGUGGAGUCUUAAUUUUUGGCGUUGGCCCUAGGAAUUUGAGCAGUGAAAUUCAGAGAAUUGCAAAUGGGCCGUCCUAUGCUCAGACUGUUUCUGAGCUCUCUGACCUAGCCAGUGUCCAGCAGCAAUUUUACACCACUCUCAGCAGUGCACUUCUAGACGUAACAAAAGUGACACCUGCUGUGAUAGUCGAUCAAGGAUUUGAACGGAGAGAUGUCGUAUUCCUCCUGGACGGUUCAGAUGGCACUAAGAAUUCUUUCCCAGCAAUGCGUGAUUUUGUUCAAAACAUUGUGGAGAGAUUAAAAGUGUCAGAGGACAGAGACCAUGUCUCUGUAGUCCAAUUCAGCAGAGCUCCAGAGGUAUAUUUCUAUCUAAACUCAUACACAACAAAGGAGAGCAUUCUAAACACCGUUAGAGAUCUGAGGCACAAAGGAGGGAGACCUCUCAACACAGGAAUGGCUCUACAGUAUGUAAGGGACAGCGUUUUUAGCACCUCUUCGGGAAGCAGACGAUUGCAGGGUGUUCCUCAGGUAUUGAUUUUGUUAAGUGGGGGCCAGUCCUUUGAUAAUGUUGACGCGCCAGCCUCUUCCUUGAAAGAGCUUGGAGUCUCGAUCUUUUCUGUGGGAGCAGGAGGCUCAGAUAGCAAUGAAUUGCGGAAGAUCUCAAAUGACCCUAGUUCCACCCUCUAUGUGGCAGACUUCACCUACCUGCCCAAUGUACAAGAGCAGCUUGUCUCCAUGAUUAACACUGCACCUAUGGGAACAACAAGUAUCUCUCCAACAAAAAUAGUAUCCCUAGCUGAGGCUCAUGUACAAAGGAGAGAUGUUGUUUUCUUGCUGGAUGGGUCAGACGGCAAUAGAAAUGGGUUCCCGGCAAUGAUAGACUUUGUUCAACGAGUGGUGGAGAGGUUGAAUGUCGCAAAGAACAAAGACCAUGUUUCUUUAGUCCAGUUCAGCAGAGACGCUGAUGUCCAUUUCUAUCUUAACACAUACACAACAAAGGAGGACAUUCUUGGCACAGUCAGAGCUUUGAAGUACAAAGGAGGAAGGGCCCGAAACAUAGGGGCAGCACUACAGUAUGUCAGAAACAACAUAUUUACUGCCUCCUCGGGUAGCAGACAACUGGAGGGUGUACCACAGAUGCUGAUUCUGUUGAGUGCCGGAAGGUCAUUUGACAAUGUUGAUGUCCCAGCUUCGGCACUGAAGGAUAUGGGAGUCUUGAUUUUUGGAAUAGGAUCAAGGGAUUCUGAUAGCAAUGAACUUCAAAGAAUUUCAUUUGAUCCCAGUUUUGCUCUGACUGUGUCAGAUUUCACCGAACUACCAAACGUGGAAGAGCAACUUCUGACUUCUGUAGAUGCUGUGACAGUUCCAGUGAUGAAACCCUCACCACCAUCUCUUGUUGAUUAUGAGCUUCCCAGAAAAGAUGUUGUCUUUCUGCUGGAGGGUUCAGAUGGGUCUAGGACUGGAUUCCCUGCCAUGCUUGACUUUGUGCAAAGACUAGUGGAAAAUUUUAAUUUUGAGGAAAGCAUGGACCGUGUUUCAGUGGUGCAGUACAGUACCAAUACUGAGGUGCAUUUCUAUCUGAAUACCUAUUCAACAAAAGAUGAAAUCCUCAAUGCCAUCAGCACUGUAAAGCACAAAGGCGGGAGACAUGUCAACACAGGGUCAGCUCUCCAAUACGUGAGAGAAAAUGUCUUCACUGCCUCUGCUGGCAGUAGACAUCAACAGGGUGUGCCAAAUAUUCUCAUUCUACUCAGGGGAUCAAGGUCAACAGAUAAUGUUGAUCAACCAGCCUCUGCCCUGAAAGAGAGUGGAGUCUUAAUUUUUGGCGUUGGCCCUAGGAAUUUGAGCAGUGAAAUUCAGAGAAUUGCAAAUGGGCCGUCCUAUGCUCAGACUGUUUCUGAGCUCUCUGACCUAGCCAGUGUCCAGCAGCAAUUUUACACCACUCUCAGCAGUGCACUUCUAGACGUAACAAAAGUGACACCUGCUGUGAUAGCAGAGCGUCAGGGACCAAAGAAGGAUAUUAUAUUUUUGAUUGAUGGAUCUGAUGGAAUUGGGAGAGAUUUUCCCAUUAUCCAAGAAUUUGUUCGUGGAGUUGUACAGAACAUGAAUGUAGGUGAAAACAAUAUUCGUGUAAGUGUAGUGCAGUAUGGAGACACUGCUCAUGUCGACAUGUUUCUCAAUUCCCACAAGACCAAAGAGGAAGUCUUAAAUGCAAUCAGUGAACUCAGACAACAUGGAGGUAGAAAGCGUAACCUGGGUAGGGCCAUAGAUCUUAUCCGUCUUAAUGUCCUGGAUUCAGUUCGUGGGAGCAGGAAGCAGGAGGGUGUCCCACAGUUUCUGAUAGUAAUCUCAGGAGGAAAAGCAUCAGAUAAUUUUAUAACAUCAGUAAAUGCACUGAAAGGGUUAGGAAUAGUGCCCUUCAGUAUAGGGACCAGAGACACUGGCCUUCAAGAGCUGCAUGCUGUCUCCUAUGUGCCCAAAUUUUCUUACUUAGUGGAAGAUUUGCCUGGCCUUCACACUGUCAAAGAUGAAUUCAUCACUACCCUGACAGAGUUGUCUGAUGAAGCACUGAGGACACUGACACCUGUUUAUAUUCCUAUAGAACCAACAGUAUCAACUACAGAAAAGAAAGAUGUUGUCUUCCUCAUUGAUGGAACAACUAUGAUGCAGAGAGAUUUUCCUGCUAUACAAAACAUGAUUCUGAACAUUGUGGAGAAGCUAGAUGUUGGCUUGAACAAGGUUAGGGUUUCAGUAGUACAGUACAGCGAAGACCCCAAAAUGGAGUUCCUCCUUAAUGAGCACUCAACCAAGGAAGAGGUUCGCCAAUCAGUGAGAAAUAUGAGAAGUAAAGGUGGUAGAACGCUUAAUACUGGCCAAGCACUUAGCUGGAUCUCAAGGAACAUCUACAAGAGAUCAGCUGGCAGCCGAAUUGAAGAGGGUGUGCCCCAGUUUCUCAUCUUGGUGACUGGAGGAAAAUCCAACGAUGAUGUAACUGGUCCUGCUAAUCAGCUGAAGUUGAGUUAUGUGGCUCCUAUGGCAGUUGGGUCAGAUAAUGCUGAUUCUGAGGAACUGAAACUGAUUUCUUUAAGGCCAGAACAGGCACACAUCAUUAGAGACUUCCAACUAAAACCAGACGUGGAACAGCAACUUUUGACUACAAUUAACACCAUGACUACAAAAGAAAUUGAAGAAGUUGUAAAAACUACGGAUAUAGGACUGCAGAUUGGAAGAAAGGACAUUGUUUUCCUUAUUGAUGGUUCUGAUAAUGUUGGAACAAUUGGAAUUGCUCACAUCCGUGACUUUAUCUUGAAGAUUGUCCAACAACUCAAUGUGCACCCUGACCAAGUACGUGUGGCUGUGGUACAAUAUGCAGAGACACCCAAGACUGAGUUUUCACUUAUAUCCCAUGACAACAAAAAGGCAGUUAUUUCAUCCAUUAAGAGACUGCGUCAGAUGGGUGGUCGUGGUGGAAAUUUAGCUGAGGCUAUUCAGUAUGUGAUUGAUAAGGAACUAAAGGAAUCUGCAGGAGCUCGUCUGGACAAGGCCUCUCAGCAUUUGGUGGUACUCACUGGUGGAAAGUCUACCUCUGAUGUUUCUCUUUAUGGACCUGUUCUGAAAAAAUCUCAGGUGAAGUGUAUAGGAAUUGGUGCUGGGGCAGCAGAUUCAAGGCAACUCAGAGAGAUUGCAACCACACCAGAAGAUGUCUUCCAAGUGUCAACCUUUCCAGCACUACCAAAUAUAGAGAACCAAUUUAUUGCAAGACUCAGUGGAACAGUUGUAUUUACAACCACUGUGCCCCCCACACCUUCUGGUCCAAAGCCUAAGACUGCUGAUAUUGUUUUUUUGGUUGAUGGUUCAAUAAACCUUGGGAAGAGCAAUUUCAAAGUGACCAUGGAGUUUAUCAGAGAGCUUAUUGAUCUCUUUGUCACAGACAGUGACAACCUUCAGAUCGGUCUGGCACACUAUGCAACAGAUAUCACAGAUGAAUUCUACUUUAAUACAUAUAAAAACAAGGAUGAUAUUUUGGAUGCUAUCAGUAAAACUGAAUACAAGGGUGGUUGGAAAAUUAAUACAGGCAAUGCCAUUAGGCAUGUUCAGCAAACACACUUUGUGAAAGAGAGAGGUAGUCGGAAGGACGAGGGAGUCCCGCAGAUCCUAAUGUUGGUGACAGGUGGACGUUCACAAGAUGAUGGUAAAUCAGCAGCACUGGCACUUAAAAAUACAGGUGUACGAAUCUAUGCCAUUGGUGUGGGAGACAUUGAGGAAGAGCUCAAUUACUUGGGCAGUGAGUCCACCACCGUGGCCCGGGCCAGUACAUUCCAAGAACUUUCUGAGCUGAAUGAGCGGAUUUUAGACACACUUAUAGAUGAUGUCAUGGGAAAACUCUGUACAGUAAGCAAAGAUGCAAUAAAGGCUUGCAGCAUGGAUGUUCUUGUUGGCUUCGAUGUGUCUGCUCAGAACAUCUUUGUAACUCAGAGAUCAUUGGAGUCCAAGAUGGCUGCCAUUCUGCAGCGAAUAACACAAAUGCAGCCUAUUAGUUGCUCUUCUGGUCAGGUUCCAUCAGUUCAGGUGGGAAUAACAGCAUUGGACAGUGCACUGGAGCCUGUUCAUCUGGACUUUACCGAUAGCCACACCAAGCUUAUUGAGUCCUUCAGGUCUCUGCAAAGCCGCGGACCCUUCUUAUUGAAUGGCAAAACCAUUGAAGUAUAUGGUGCACGGUUCAAGAAUCGUCCUUCAGACAGAGUUAAGGUUGUAAUUCACCUCACUGAUGGUUUGGAUGCCCAAUAUAAUGUAAUGAAAGAGAGAGUUGAGCAGAUGCAUUCUACAGGAGUCAAUGCUUUCAUCCUGGUUGCACUGGAGAGGGUACCACAAUUUGAGAAUGCAGUGUUACUGGAAUUUGGGCGGGGUUUUAGAUCCAAACCUCUGCGUGUGAAUCUGAUGGACUUGGACUAUGAACUGCUAGAGGAACUGGACAAUAUUGCUGAAAUGGAGUGUUGUUCAGUCCCAUGCAAGUGCACUGGCCAGAGAGGUUACAGAGGACCUGUUGGUCUUAUUGGACAAAAGGGACCACCUGGAAAUCAGGGCUACAGAGGACAUCCUGGUGAUGAAGGUGGACCGGGAGAAAGAGGCCCCCCAGGUGUUAAUGGAACUCAAGGUUUUCAAGGAUGUCCAGGUCCAAGAGGUGCAAAGGGUGCACAUGGAUAUAAUGGUGAAAAGGGAGAAAUUGGAGAGAUUGGUUUAGAUGGCAUCAAUGGAGAAGAGGGCACAAGUGGAGCUGUUGGACCACCAGGUGACAGAGGCAACACUGGACAAAGGGGACCUAAAGGUGCCAAAGGGCAGGCAGGCGAUUUUGGUCAGACUGGCAUCCGUGGAGAUCCUGGCAUUGCAGGAAAGGACAAUAGCCAAAGAGGACCCAAAGGAGAUCCAGGCGAUGCUGGACCCCCGGGUGAGCCUGGAGAAGAUGGUAAGCAAGGAGGUGCAGGAGGAGCAGGGAGAAGGGGUACUAAUGGUAGAAGAGGUCCACCUGGACAAGCUGGUCCUGUUGGAAAACCUGGGGCAGAUGGUGUUGCAGGAGAGCAGGGAAUUGGAGGGCAGAGAGGUUCCAGUGGACCGGUUGGAACCCCAGGACUCAGGGGAGAGGAUGGUAAUCCAGGACCAAGAGGUCCUGGAGGAGCCCCAGGACCACCUGGUGAAAAGGGCAGACGAGGUGUUGUUGGUCGGAAGGGUGAACCUGGAGACCCAGGACCUAAGGGUUCUACAGGAUCGUUUGGCCCCCGAGGAGAACCUGGAGAUGAUGGACGAGAUGGCAUUGGAAUACCUGGACCUAAGGGAAGAAAGGGUGAUGAAGGUUUCCCUGGAUAUCCAGGUCUAAAGGGAGCUGCUGGUGAUCCUGGAGCCAAGGGGGGACCUGGUCCCAAAGGAAACAGUGGCCAGAGAGGUGUUGCAGGUGGUGCUGGUGAGGCUGGACAGAAGGGAGAGAUCGGCUAUCCUGGACCUUAUGGACCAAAGGGACCCAGAGGACCAGGAGUAUCAACUUGUGCCCUGGUCAAGAAAAUCAGAGAGAACUGCCCAUGCUGUUAUGGUGCCCAGGAAUGUCCUCUGUAUCCUACCGAGCUGGCCUUUGCCCUGGAUGUAUCGACAGGUGUAUCAAAGGAUAAUUUUGACAGUAUGAAGAACAUUAUACUCCAUCUGGUGAAUAACAUUACCAUCACUGAGAGCAACUGUCCACGAGGAGCUCGAGUGGCCCUGACACUCUACAACAGUGAGAUAACCACUGACAUACGCUUUUCUGAUGCAUUGAAAAAACAUGCAUUGUCUGAACGAGUGCAAGGCUUGCAGACUCUGAGGACCAAUAAAAAGCGCAAUUUGGAAACAGCCAUGAACUUUUUGGCCCGAAACACCUUUAAGAGGGUGCGCAGUGGCUUCAUGGUACGCAAAGCGGCUGUAUUCCUUGUGAAUGACCCUGUGGAUGUCACAACGGAGUUCACCAAUGCUGCUUUGCGACUCUAUGAUGCUGGAAUCACCGCUGUCUUCCUCAUGCCUCGUCCGCCAAGGAAGGUCCUGCAGGUAAAUAACACUAUAUUAGCCCAUUUCAAGGACCUGCCCUCUCCAGGAAGAGCAAAUUUCAACACUGUUAUCAAGGAAAUACUUGACUGUCACAUCUGCCUAGAUGUCUGCACUCCUAAUCAGCUGUGUGAUUACAAGCCUUCCCUGAGCACUAGAGAAAAAAGGUCCUCCACCACAGACUUAGAUGUUGAUAUGGCUUUCAUCAUUGAUAGCUCUGAAAGCACAUGGCCGACUGUGUUUACAGAAAUGAAGCGGUAUAUUGCUCACAUGAUUAAUCAGUUGGAGAUCACAAUGGAACCAGCGACAAGCUCCCAUCAUGCUAGAGUUGCACUGGUUCAGCAUUGCCCAUAUAAGUAUUUGUACAAUGAUAGCAGUAUUCCUAUUAGCAUGGCAUUUGGCCUGACAGACCACAAUUCAGUUUACAAUAUCCAGAGCUUUUUACUGGACAAGGUGCAGCAAUUAGAAGGGGGCCGUGCUCUGGCAGCAGCUCUGGAGAGUACAGUGGAGCAUGUGUUUGAGAAAGCACCACAUCCACGCCAACUGAAGGUGCUCAUUCUGUUUGUGACUGGGUCAGUGGAAGAGAAUAAGGAGAAGCUGCUAAAGGCUGCCAUUGAUGUCAAAUGCAAAGGAUAUUUCAUUGUGGUGAUAGGUGUGGGUAAGCAGCUCAAUGCUGAAGAUGCUCGUAUCCUGGCCCAGGUGGCUAGUGAGCCUUCAGAUGUAUUCUACAAGAGUGUAGAUGGACCUGAAGGCUUCUAUGAUGACCACCUUCAGAGGUUUGCUCAACUAUUGCCAGAGUACCUUAGUUUGAAGGAUGCCUACAUAUCUGCUGAAGUCUCAAAGCACUGCCAGGGGUACCAAGGUGACGAACCAGACAGGUCACAAAACAUUUACAUGACCAACGAUACAUACAAUGAGCAGGAACUGAAGAAAGAUAAGGAACAAAAGCUUAAAGUUAAUGAGUUUGCCGACCCAUGCUCACUUGACUUUGACACUGGACUACCAUGCAAAGACUAUGAGGCUAAGUGGUACUUUGACAAAAAGAAUGGAUUCUGUGCCCGGUUCUGGUAUGGAGGUUGUGGAGGAAAUGAAAAUAGGUUUGAGACUGAGGCGCAAUGCCUUAAACACUGCAUCAAUACAGUGGAGCAGCAGCCACACCUGAGUGUCAACAAGAUCCAAUCAGAGGACCCCCCUGCUCCAGCUCCCCAACUUUCAGUGGUGGACAUCUGUAAAAUUCCCAAAGAGGAAGGCACCUGUGCUAAGUUUGUACUAAAAUGGCAUUUUGACUUCAUUGAGAAGAGCUGUAAACGAUUCUGGUAUGGAGGCUGCGGUGGCAACCAAAAUCGUUUUGACACGCAAAAGGAGUGUGAAAUAGCAUGUGGAAAAGCAGCUGCUGUUAAGCAGGCACCUGUGAUUGCUGCAGUGAGUACGUAAAUGAACACUGAGGAUUCAAGGUUCACCUCUGAGGAGAAAUAAUGAAAAUCAAGUUGCCUGCACUGGAUUCUGCCAGAGGAAGCCUUCACCAUAGUCUUUUUUUUGUUUGUUUCUUUUCUUUUUUUUUGCAUUUGGGGGGUUGGGGGGUUGGGGGGCAAGCCAAACAGGUCAUUGCAUGAUAUUUUUGUAGUGGUGCUAAAUUUUUUGUUUGUUUCUUUGUUUGUUUGUCCAUUUUCUCAGAAUGCAAUACAAUGUCUAAAUAGCUGAAUUCCAGGAAAAAAAUAUUUUGUAAUUUCUUUUUUUUUCUCAACAUGUAUUAAAUGCUUCAUGAAACGUAUUAUAUCUUUUGAAGGUUAUAGGGAUCACUUCCUUUUUUGUCUAGUUUUUAACUCACAAAGGUACUUUCAAGUGCCCUCAUUAUGCUUUCACUGCUUGGUUGCAUUCUAUGAUCAGAUGUUGGAAUAACACUUGUUCAUAAAAGAUCAAAAUGUUCUCAUUAAAAGAAUCCACUCCAGUAAUUUAUGAUUAUUGCAAAUAAUUUGGCAGUGUAAAUCAUAAUAAGAUAAUCAUAUCCAUUUAUAAGGCUAAUACAAUUCAGAUGUCACAUGCUAAAACCUUUACUGUUUUUAAAUACUGGAACAAUUGUGCAAAACAGAAGUAAAAAUGAUUGUGAGCUAAUCAA
Tachysurus vachellii is the source of this 21967-nucleotide messenger RNA. It is a transcript of the gene col6a3, whose product is annotated as collagen, type VI, alpha 3. The record is from RefSeq and is a predicted model, not a curated record. Lineage: Eukaryota; Metazoa; Chordata; Actinopteri; Siluriformes; Bagridae. Gene Ontology annotation, molecular function: serine-type endopeptidase inhibitor activity.